AUGGAAGAGAACAGAAGCUUUUACAGUCCACUAGACCGCUCACAAAUAGCGUUCAUCCCAGCAGAUCUAGAAUCCAUCAGCGAGAAUGAUCCCUCGGUCGAACCAUCACCAGGACUGCCUAGGUUGAGCGGGGACUCUCACAUUUUCAAGGAGUCGUUCAGAGACUCUUAUGUGCCCUCAGUAACAUCGCAAAGUAUUUUCAGCGAGGCACAUCCCCCCAGCUCACUGAGCUCUGUGGACGAGCUGGACCGCCUUUCUAGCCUCUCAAGCGGAUCCUCAUGUGGUACCAACAUGAGUUACGCGGCUCGCUACAAGAUUGUGCUAAAACUUACAUCGCGUGAGAUCAAGCUGAUCCGCGAAUCUUGGUCGAUGAUGCUGAACGACGAGCUUUCUGGCGAUAACUUGCGCACGUUUAUUCGGAAGAUAGUACACGAGAUAGGUGGACUGCCUUGGGUUCGUGCAUCAGGCCGAAGGACCCGCAACAACUCCCAAAACACGUCCUUAUCCGCUAAUUCGUCCGCGUCUUCCCCGGGCAGCGGGUCUCCUCCCUCCCCCAAGCACGCCUCCGCAAUUCCAACAGGCAAUACCGGCGCCUUUGCUAGCUCCAUUUUCUGUCAGCAGUUCUAUGGAAACUUGCUUUAUAUGGCUCCCAGCAUCGAGGCAAUGUUUCCCUCUAUCCGCCACCAGGCCGUAUCAUUCGCGGGCGUUUUGACUAUGACUGUUAACAAUCUCGAUAACCUCUCCGCUUUGGAGGCUUACCUAUGCGCACUGGGGAAGCGCCACGCGCGCAUUCUCUCCAUCGAGCCUCCACACUUUGAGCUCAUGGGGCUCGCCUUCCUAAAAACCAUCAAGGAACGCUUUGGCGUUCACUGUACUCUAGAGCUUGAGGAAACAUGGUCCAGACUCUACAGUUAUUUGGCAAACAGCAUCCUGCAGUUCGGGAUUGAUCCGGUGUUAAAAAUCGAUGCUCUGAAAAACGAAAUGAUAUUCCCUGUACUUGAUGUCACAAAAGGUCUCCCAAGCACAAAGAGCAUGUUCCAGCCCUUGCAACCAUCCGCCCUCAAUGCACAUGCGCUAGCAACUCAAAAGCUUCGGAACAACUCCAGGCCCGAAAACAUAUCACCACUCACAAAGCCUCCCAUCUCUAGCAAGAAAAGUCUUCCCAUUUCCACAUCAAACCGAAACAUUUCGGGCUCUGCUCUGCCACAACAACACAAGAAAGAACAGCAAAAACCAAAACCACUCGGCGCGAGUGCAUUGAAGCGCGACAGUGACAAAGACUGCGUCAUUAUGUAA
Molecule: messenger RNA, 1296 nt
Organism: Lachancea thermotolerans CBS 6340
Lineage: Eukaryota; Fungi; Ascomycota; Saccharomycetes; Saccharomycetales; Saccharomycetaceae
Product: globin
Exons: 1
Coding region: 1-1296 (431 amino acids)
Biological process (GO): nitric oxide catabolic process; cellular response to nitrosative stress
Cellular component (GO): intracellular anatomical structure
Molecular function (GO): FAD binding; nitric oxide dioxygenase [NAD(P)H] activity; oxygen binding
Source: RefSeq, a predicted model, not a curated record